Molecule: messenger RNA, 4843 nt
Organism: Thrips palmi
Lineage: Eukaryota; Metazoa; Arthropoda; Insecta; Thysanoptera; Thripidae
Product: band 4.1-like protein 4
Exons: 19
Coding region: 621-3896 (1091 amino acids)
Cellular component (GO): cytoskeleton
Source: RefSeq, a predicted model, not a curated record
GCGAACGCUGCGCGCCGCGCCCGGCAGAGUCAUCGGCCGCCGACGGCCGCCCCAAGCCGGUCUCGCUCCUGGCCUCCGCGGAGGACGUGAGGACGCACGACGGCAUCCUGGUCCUGGCAUCCGCGUGUGUGUGUGUGUGUGAGUGCGCGCGCUGCCAGUGAUCAACAAGUAGUGUGCCCGCCGCGCGGAGCGUAGCGCGCGUCAAGACACGGCUCCGGGUAAUAGUCCUGCAGUCGCCACGCUCCGCCACGCCCGGGUUCACCGCCCCGCUCCGGCUCGGCUCCGGCUCGGCUCUGACACGGCUCCGGUUCGACUCCGGCCCUAGGACUGGCCUUUUUUGCCGCGCUGUGCCGCCCCCGCACUGUGAUCCCGUCGUCGCCGGCCCUGCAGUUCCAACGGGACUGUGUUGGUGUGUGUGUGUGAGUGUGUGUCUCCAGGAGCGGCCGGCUGUUGCCCCCUCUCCGGCGCGGUUCGUACGGGACCUGCACCACGGCCAGGCCGUAGGGCCGAAGAGGAGUCCGGUCUGCCGCGCUGCUGCACUGCUAGUGCUGCGGAACUGGAGUCACACUGUGUGGAGGUGAAGCUCGCCAUGCUCCGGUAGCGAGUUCGACGCGGCCACCAUGGGCUGCUUCUGCAAGAAGGUGCGCACGUUCCACUGCAAGGUGGUGCUGCUGGACGAGCAGGAGCUGGUGCAGGAGAUACAGGAAAACAGCCCCGGCCAUGAGGUCCUGGACACGGUGUUCCGGCACCUCAACCUCCUGGAGACGGCCUACUUCGGUUUGCGGUACCUGGACACGGCCAACCAACCGCACUGGCUGGACCCGACCAAGAAGGUGGCCAGGGAGCUCAAGGGGACCAUCUCCUGCACGCUGUACUUCGGAGUCAAGUUCUACGCCGCGGACCCCUGCAAGCUCCUCGAGGAAAUCACCAGGUACCAGUUCUACCUCCAGGUGAAACAGGACAUCCUCCAGGGCCGCCUGCCCGUCAACUUCGACCUGGCCGCCGAGCUGGGGGCCUACGUGGUGCAGUCCGAACUCGGCGACUACGACCCCCGCCGCCACUCCCCAGGAUACGUGUCCGAGUUCCGGUUCGUCUCCAAUCAGUCCGCGGAGCUCGAGUCGCGGAUAUCGGAGCUGCACAAGGGCCUGCUUGGACAGCUGCCUGCCGACGCGGAACUGGCGUACCUAGACCGAGUCAAAUGGCUGGACAUGUACGGCGUCGAUUUGCAUCCGGUGCUGGGGGAGGACAACGUGGAGUACUUCCUAGGACUCACGCCCAGCGGCAUCAUCGUGCUCAGGAACAAGAACAAGGUCGGCAACUACUACUGGCCGAGAAUCACCAAAAUCUACUUCAAGGGGCGAUACUUUAUGCUCCGCGUCUGUGAUAAAAACAAUGAGGAGAGCACCUACGGGUUCGAGACGCCUUCGCGGACGGCGUGCAAACAGCUGUGGAAGUGCUGCGUGGAGCACCACGCCUUCUUUCGCUUGGUGCGCGUCUCCCCCGCGCCCAACGAGAUCUUUAGGCUCAGCUCUCGCUUCCGUUACAGGCGAGUAUCAUCUGGUCGCACGGAGAAGCAGGCGCGGUGCGACGUGGAGGCGGGCCGGCGCGCGCCGCCGACGUUCGAGCGAUCGCCGAGCCGCAGGCAGCAGCGCAGGGUGGUGGAGGGCGCGGCGUCGUCCACGGCCUCGGCCACGGCCAAGUGGCAGGGCCGCCGCGUCGUCGAGGGCGCACCGCACUCGCCCAGCGUGGAGGAGAUCGAGAACCGAGAGAGCCUGGCCCCGCAGGACAAGGGCCUGCCCGUGCCCAACCCCACCUCGGUCGUCACCGCCCCGGCCAUACGCAGGCCGUCGCCGCCGCUGAGCACUCGCAGCGCGCCCUGGACGGAGCCGCACGCCAGGGGGCUCUACAACAGCGCGUCCAGCCCGCGCAGCCUGCGCUCGGCCGCCAGCACGGGGCGCAUCGUGGCGCAGGCCCACGGCGCCUCUGGGGCCUCCAGGAGGCACGCCAGCGGCCCGCACCGACGCUCCUCCAGCGUGGAGAGCCACAGCUCCACGGACUCCAGGCCCUGCCGAAGGCACCGCCGGCACCGCAGCAGGAAGGGGUCCGACAGCGAGAGCGAGGUGUCCAAGUGCUCGGAGCGCUGCCACAGCCGGUGCCGCAACCGCCACCACCGCCACAAGUCGCGGCACAAGUCCAGCAACAGGCCACCGACGGGGCAGCGCGACGGGCCGGCCACGGGGACCCCGGGCGGCCCAACCCCCCGCCGACCACCGGGGGGGGGGCCCCCCCACCCACGACCCCCCACGCCCCCCGACAGCGCGCACGGCCGCCACAAGCGCCGCGUCAGGACCAAGCACAGGUCGCGGUCGCGGUCCCCCUCCGAGAGCAAGCGGCUCCCGGACGAGCUCAAGCAGCACCUGGACUUCGACCUCGUGGACACGGAGGGCAUGACGGAGGCACAGCUCCGCGAGAUCCCCUACACCGUCAUCCAGACCACCACCAAGCCCGUCAAGGUCAAGAUGUCCCCCAACAACCGGCGGCGCGUCCACCGGUCCUCUCGCCGCAGCCUCAAGAGCCACGAGGACGGCGGCAGCACGGACCGGUUGAGCGUCAACAGCCAGCCAGUGUCGCGGUCCGCCAUGUCCAUCCCGCCACUGCCCUUCAGCCCCAGCGCGUCGUCGCUGCUCGGCAACGGCGGCAGCGCCGCGCACCGGGACCGCGUCGACCGCCACCAGCACGCCGUUGCGGACUCCACCGCCGCCAACGGCAACCACCACUCGCCGUCCCAGGGCGGCAGCAUGCACGUGCCGCCGCUGCCAAGAGUGCCGUCCGCCGCCCAGCUCAACGGCAGCACCACGAACAUCGGCCACCAGGACCAGAACCAGCCGCCCAAGCACGUCAAGGGCUACCCGGGCGGCCAGCAGGGCCAGCACUACAGCCUGCACAUCAACCGGCCCGCCAGCGCCACGGGCAUGGCCCCCGCCACCCACGCCAAGGGCAUGUCGACGUUCGCGUCCCGGACGCCCUCUAGGACGCCGUCGAGGACCUCGUCGCCGCAAGGCAGCAGCGAGCGCCUGGAGAACGGCAACGGCCUGGACAACGGCAACAUGGGCGUCACCAGCUUCAUGUCCAACGGGCAGGGCCACGGGCUGGGCCACGGCCAGGGCAACGUCAACAGGGUGCGCUCCGCCCUGGCCCAGUUGCCCCCCAACGGCAGCGCCAACGGCAACGGCGCCAACAGCCCGCACAGCGCCAGGCUCUGGGAUGAGGUAAUCUCUUCGGGUGGUCGGCCUGGGACUGGGGCAGGGGCAGGGGCUGGCUCUGCUGGGCGCCUUCACAGCCUUCAGAGCCUGCAGGGCUCCGCCGCUUCCAACCACCUUCACCACCACCUCGGCCUCGGCCCGGGGCUGGGCCCGCACCACCGGGGCAGCACGGGGAGCACGGGGAGCCGGCGCACCAGCAGCAGCAACACGCCCUCUCAGUCGCCACUGCCCCCCAUAGUCACCCCGCACGGGGUCACCUUCCAGCACACCAUCGGCAACGGCUUCGGCGGCGCGGGCAGCCACCGCGCCAGGCAGCAGCAACAACAGCAACAGCAACAACAACAGUCCAGCGGCAGGAGCAGGGCGGGACCGCUCUACUUUCAGCAGCAGCAGCAAAUGCACACAGCCGUCAUUAGGAAUCCACAGAGUGACAAUGCGAGCAUCAAAGCUGUGAGCAGGACAGGGGACCGGGUGCAGAAUGCGGCAUACAGCUCCUUGCAGUACAGUGACCCUGCACUCAACGGCAAUGAGCCUUCGUUCCGAAGCCAGAGCCGGGACUCGGGCCGAGACACUGGCCGAGGCUCCAAGUCCACCGGCACCCAGGCCAGCAGCGAGACGUGCACGGAGCUCUGACCCAGGGCCCCGCAGCGGGGCCAGGCCUUCCAGGACAUGGUCCACGCUGCCAGCUCGGCUACCCUCCGCACCGCCUCCAGAUCGGAGCGCAGUCGCCUGCCCAUCAGGAAGUGCCCCUCCGUUGAGUUUCUGGAUUGACUUCUCCGAUGUCGACUCAGAAAAGCAGGCCAAGAUGAUAUCAAAGUAGCGUUAAUGGGAAAUUUGUUUUCCUUUCCUUUUUGUAAGAUACAAGUCCAGUCCUUUUGGUAGACAGAUUGGUCAUAAUCAUUAAGGAGAAAGAAAGUACCGCUGAAGAAACUUAAAUGUAAACAGUGUAGUGAGCCUCGAAUCAUUUCUUGAACUCAAUUGUAUAAUUGUUUAUAAACGGAUGAAUGUAAGAGUAUGCUGUGUGUUAGUGUUGUUAGAUACUCAAUGUGAUUCUUUGUUUUCUUAUAAGUGAGCUUCUAAGUGUGCGAGCAAGUGGUCUUUUUAGUGAGGAUAAGGUGGUAUGUAGCUCUAUCAGCUCCAGUGAAUUUCUCCUUUAAUUUACCGUUACAUGUUUUAAAUUAGUGAGUUUCCACGUAGCUUCAAUGCAUGUCACCUUAUCCCAUGAGCCAUUAUUAAUUUUGCAUAGUUGACCAAGAAAGACAUGAGAUCUUAGCAGUAUUUGCAUCUCUGUCUGUCUUGGUCAAGGCAUCUAACAGGCUUCUAUGACAUACUGUAGUUAUUCUGUAUCUGAAAAUCCUGCAUUUAGAUCUUUUAUUUAAUUUAUAUAGUUCCUCUCAUGUCAUGUUUUAUUGCAUUAUGCAUUGAUACCCUUUUGUAAUCUUCUGCAAAAACUGUCACUAUCGAGUAUUGCAGGCAUGUCAAUUCAUUCAUGUGUACUGUGUACACAUUAUUGAUUCUAUUUGAAUAUACCUAUGUAUAUCUCCAAGGCCAAAGAAAAUGCCAUUUACCACUUUCUAAAA